UGGCGGGCACAUAACUAGCAGCUGAUAUUAGCUGUUUGUACCGUACAUGUUUUUCUUGUUUUGUUAUUUAACGCCGAACUUCACAUGAGGUUUUUCACAAAAAGUGGUCGAUUCUUGAUUGCCGGCAUUCUGCCGGGAAUUGACCGCAGCGCCGACGAUGUUGUCGACAAGGAAAGCAAAACCUACAAAUCGUUCUUGGCCAACAAGCCAACCGAAGAAACGGGCUUGGAGCGUCUGAAGCAAAUGCUAACCGUGGAUGAAUUCGGCAGCAUAUCCUCAGAGCUGAACUCAAUAUACCAGGUGGGCUUCCUUGGCUUCCUUGUGGGGGCCAUCUACGGAGGUGUUACACAAUCGCGGGUCAGCUACAUAAACUUCAUGGAGAACAAUCAAGCGACAGCGUUCAAAUCGCACUUUGAUGCCAAGAAAAAGCUGCAGGAUCAGUUCACAGUGAAUUUCGCCAAGGGCGCCUUUAAAUGGGGCUGGCGUGUGGCUCUGUUUAGCACCUCCUACUUUGGCAUCAUAACGUGUAUAUCUGUUUACCGCGGAAAGUCCUCCAUUUACGAGUACCUGGCUGCGGGCUCGCUCACGGGAGCUCUGUACAAAGUCAACCUGGGUCUGCGGGGCAUGGCUGCUGGCGGCAUCAUUGGUGGGUUUAUGGGUGGUGUCGCGGGCGUAGCUUCGCUGCUGUUGAUGAAGGCAUCGGGCACCUCCAUGGAGGAGGUGCGCUACUGGCAGUACAAAUGGCGCUUGCAGCGGGACGAUACCAUUCAGCAAGCCUUCAAGAACCAGGCCCAAAAGGAUGCGCCCGAACUGUUUACCGCGCAUGAUAACCGCGUGGGCGAAUCGGUCACAUUGGACUCAAUCAAGUGAAUCAACUCGU
This is a messenger RNA of Drosophila novamexicana, 880 nucleotides long. It is a transcript of the gene 140up, whose product is annotated as RPII140-upstream gene protein. The record is from RefSeq and is a predicted model, not a curated record. Lineage: Eukaryota; Metazoa; Arthropoda; Insecta; Diptera; Drosophilidae. Bases 85 to 870 code for a protein of 261 amino acids. Gene Ontology annotation, cellular component: mitochondrion. The transcript is spliced from 4 exons.